Guillardia theta CCMP2712 is the source of this 843-nucleotide messenger RNA. RefSeq lists its product as hypothetical. NCBI's taxonomy places the organism in Eukaryota, Cryptophyceae, Pyrenomonadales, Geminigeraceae. The record is from RefSeq and is a predicted model, not a curated record. The annotation marks the transcript as partial. The transcript is spliced from 4 exons.
CCAUGGCAGCCGAGGAGCAGAAGGACGACUUCAAGAUGGAAGAUUUGACUGACGUCAACAAGACCAUGAGCUUGGUCGUGAAGUACCUCUCAUUUGUGGAGAACAUGUCUCCAUUCAAGCUUGGACAGAUCGCUGAGAUGAUCACCAAGAUCAACAAGGAUGCUGGAGAGGCUGUUGCUCCCUACUUUGCUGGUGGACAGGUUGUCUUCCUCCUCCUCUUCGUUGCCUACUUCGUGGUCAGCGUCGUGGCCUUGGCUGUGGAUGCCGACGCCAUGAGCUGCCCCUGUGCCUCGGAGUCCUGGAUCUGGCUCUAUGCCCUGCUCGUGAUCAGCAUCAUCACCUUCUUGGGCUUCAUCAUCUUCGUCGUUCAGUGGGUCCUCAACCUCAUCAACGUUCAGAUUCCAGACUCCGCUCUCUCCCUCCCCAGCCCCUUGGCGAUGACCACCUUCGCCGUCCUUGGUAUCAUUCUCUGGGCCGGAAUGUCGGAGAAGUGCGACGACUUCUAUGCCAGCAACCACGGAAUGCUCCUGACCGUCUUCCACAUCAUGGUUAUCGUCAUGUCCAUCGCCUCCGUCGUUGGUUUGUCCACCUUUGUUGGCCAGAUCAUCACCGACAUCAGCAGCUACUGGAACCAGUUCUCCUCCCAGUACUUGCCCAUCGGCGAGAAGAAGGAUGAGGACAAGGCAUGAAUGAAGCAGUCACCUUGAAGCCCUUGACGCGGCAACGUGCUCAGUAACUUUGUUGAAUCUGUUAUCCUUUAGGCUUGGCAGUCCCGCUGCUUUUAUAACUUAUGAAAUCACAGCUAGCUUGGUAUGAGUUUCUCAUUAAAUCUCGUACCUACAU